Phanerochaete carnosa HHB-10118-sp is the source of this 2922-nucleotide messenger RNA. RefSeq lists its product as uncharacterized. The record is from RefSeq and is a predicted model, not a curated record. Bases 200 to 2851 code for a protein of 883 amino acids. The transcript is spliced from 6 exons. NCBI's taxonomy places the organism in Eukaryota, Fungi, Basidiomycota, Agaricomycetes, Polyporales, Phanerochaetaceae.
UGACGGUGACAUUUGCGGAUGGGUGUCGCGCGUUGUCCGCCGUUCACGACGUUCUGCUCGCCACUUCCUCCGCCUUGUCGACGGCGUUCUGGAAAACAUCUCAAGGAUAUUGAGCGGAUUCUUUUACCUGAAUUUUUGUCCCUCUCGCGCCUUACCCUCAACUGCUCGUCUCCUCAACCAUCUUCAACGAUCAACAUCCAUGACGCGUUUCCGGGCAUUUUAUUCGGACAGUGAUGAAGAGUCACUGUCAGACGACGCUGUAGAGGUCGAGGAGAAUGUAGAGUCCGAACCAGAGUCAUCAGCGGAGCAGGGGGAACCUCCAAGCCGGCGUGGGGUUGGCACAGUCGAUAGCGACAUGUACACAGACGAUGAUGGUGCCGGGGAUGAAGACCCGCCCUCACGAGAGUCCUCUGCAUCUCCACCACCUGCAACUAGUAGGCCAGCUGACCCGACACUUACACCAUGGGCCCGCGAGCUAGGCGUCGACCGCCAGAAAAUGCACGUCAUGCAGACGUCCUUCUUUCGCGUCCCGGAGGAAGAAGCCGCUCUCAAGAGCAUCUCUCAGCAACCAGCCGAGACUUCCAGCAAACGGCUGACCCUGCCUUCACUUACGCGGAAGCACAGCAGAGACUCAGAUGGUGAUGGACUACGUGCCGACUCUAGACAACGAGCUUCUUUCGAACAAGAUAUCGAUCCCGCUCCAUUGCAGCCAUCAAGAAAGUACGCGAGAGUUGAAAGCUCCUCGUCUGCGUUUACGGGCCACGAAGGUGUCUUCAUAGACUCCGGUCUUUCGUUCGGACGUUCUUUUGGCGUAUCUUGGGGACCUGGCGGGAGUAUAGCUCAUCUCGGAAGUCUGUGUGGACCUUAUAGCACAUCGUGGGUGCGAUAUCCUACUUUUGAACGUCGCUUAACUGUUUCGUUCAGUUCAAAUACCGCCGCUACUUCGGUGCUGAAAGUCGGAUCUCUCCCCGCGCUUGCAGUACCUAAAGACGACUCGCUGGACCACGCUUCAAAACUCCUUUCUCACAAUCUCAGCAACACACGUAUACAGCCGGACGCAGAAGGAGUGCCAUGGGCAGAUCCGUCACGCACGCUCUCCUUCGCCUCGUUCGCUUCUCUCUUCCCCCAAACCGACCGAUCAUUUGAGGCCACACUGUUCCGCCUCGGACAAGCUUUAUUUGACCCCAUUGAGCUUCACCUCGGCGACUCCGUCAGUGUCGACAUCCGGAAUCGUGUCAGCGCUUUUCGCCGCAAGACAGCGCUAUCGAAGUGGCUCCAGACGGCGGUAGCAUCAUCGGUAGAGAAAGAUGUGGAGGAGUCCUCUGGAGAGUAUAGUUGGGCGCAAGCUGUAUUCGCCUUGCUGACUGGUUGUCAAGUGGAAAAAGCCGCCGACACCGCCACAGAGGCAGGCAACGUGAAGCUCGCGACGCUAUUGGCCCAGGCCGAUGGAGACGCAGAGUUUAAAGAAGAUCUGAAGAAUCAGCUGGCAUUAUGGCGCGAGCAGCGCAUUGAUGUGCACAUCGACGAGAACGUGCGCAAGGUUUACGCGCUGUUGGCUGGUGUCGUGGAUCUGCUCGAGGGUUCGAAAGGCACCGGCCUCGAACGCUGCGUCGAUGUCCACCUGGCGAAGGGUCUCGACUGGAAGCGCGCCUUCGGCCUGCACCUCUGGUUCAGCCAACCGAUGGACUCGCCGAUCCCGACUGCGUUCGAGGCCUACGAUCGUGCACGGAAGGACGAUCCCCAGAACGUGGCGGCGCCUCUUCCCUGGUACCGCGAGUCUCCCGCCGGCGUGCGAACACCCUGGAAGCUGCCGCCGGGGGCAGAGCCACCGGACGCGCUGUUCUCGCUCAUCCAGCUGUUCGCGGAUCCUGUAUGUUCGCUGUCCGACGUUCUCACGCCGCUCUCGUUCUCGCCGUCCCCGCUGGACUACCGCCUGCCGUGGCACCUGUACAUCCUGAUGUCGCGUUGUCUCCGGACUCGUGACUUGGCCGAUCGCGGCGAGGUGGUGGUGGACGAGCGCCAGGGCGGAGAUGGGGACGCGGGUGCGGAACCCGAGGUUGAGGGACACAGUCCGGGCGCGGACCUGCUCGCGAGUAGCUACGCGCUGCAGCUCGAGAGGGCGGGCAUGCUUCAGGAGGCUGUCUUUGUCCUACUUCACAUCGAGGGAUCCGCAGGCCGCAAAAGGGCGAUCAAGGAGAUGCUCUCGCGGAACGCGCCCCUGCUGGACGACUGGAUGACGCGGGGAUUGGUGGGCAGCCUGAAGAUCCCCAUGGCGUGGGUGAUCGAAGCCAAGGCAACGCACGCUCUUGACAACGGUGAGGUGUAUCACGCGUACGAGCUGUAUCUUACCGCCGGCCUGUACAAUCCGGCACACGACCUUGCUGUGCUCGAGCUGGCGCCGGAUGCCGUCAUCCACCGCGACCUCGAUCUGCUGAAAGCCAUCUUUGAUCGCUUCGCAGCUCACCCUGUGGACGACUGGAACGUCCGUGGCAAGGUGUUCUUGGACUACGUGCACGCGAUGACGCGCAUGCCCGACCUGCGGGAUGAGCUUGACGCCGCCGCUGCCGACGCGGUGCCCGACCCGGAGUGCGCGGCCGAGAUCGAGGAGCUCGGCCGGACGGUGCCCAGAAUGAUCAGCCUCCUGCCCGACAUCCUCCGCGAUCGCUCGGACCUGCGCCACGGCGCGGCGCUCGCCGAGAUGAUCGCUGGGCUGGCGGCGGGCCUCGACCGGCUGCGGCCGCUUGCGCUCGGGACGCAUCUCCGUGGGGCCAAGGUCGCGGAGGCGACGAAGCUGCAUCACAUCCGCGCGGUCACGUACGAGAGGUUCUUGCGGACCAUCGAGGUAGCGUAGCCGUUGUGUGUGUGUGCGUGUACAAUGGGUUUCGGAAUGCUACGGUUAAUGCGGGCGGGCGGCCCGCGUGC